Leptopilina boulardi is the source of this 4493-nucleotide messenger RNA. RefSeq names its product DNA-directed RNA polymerase III subunit RPC1 (gene Polr3A). Bases 212 to 4354 code for a protein of 1380 amino acids. Gene Ontology annotation, biological process: DNA-templated transcription. The record is from RefSeq and is a predicted model, not a curated record. NCBI's taxonomy places the organism in Eukaryota, Metazoa, Arthropoda, Insecta, Hymenoptera, Figitidae. Gene Ontology annotation, molecular function: DNA-directed RNA polymerase activity; DNA binding. The transcript is spliced from 20 exons.
GUUACGAAUCGUAUAAACAACACAUGGAAUUCAACAUUGAAUUUUAAGAAAAAAACGUGUUUCUUUUGACCAAAAAAAAAACGUGAAAAUGACUUCAUUUUUAAGAUAAAUUAACAUUUAAUAACGGGAAAAAGAAAUUUGAUUAAUUUACUCAAAUUUUCUUGAUUUAAUAAAGAAUAACAUUAUUGAAAUAAAAGUUAACCUUAAAAAAAUGGUGAAGGAAGUAUAUCGAGAAACAGACGUUGCCCGAAAGAUAUCGGAGGUAUCUUUCGGUGUCGACAGUCGACAUAAUAUGGGAAAACAAGCUCAUCUUCACGUCGUCGCCAAGAAUUUAUAUUGUCAAGAUGGUAAUCGAACCCCUGUUACUUAUGGUGUUUUGGAUAAAAGAAUGGGAACUUCGUCAAAUUCAACAAAUUGUACAACUUGUGGUAAAACGUUGAAUGAAUGUAUUGGUCAUUUUGGAUACAUUGAUCUUGAAUUACCAGUAUUUCAUAUCGGUUAUUUUCGAUCAAUUAUUGGAAUCUUGCAGUCAAUUUGUAAAAAAUGUUCUUCCGUAAUGUUAAUCAAGGAUAUUAAAAAGAAUUAUUUAAAUCGUGUACUAAAUCCAAAUUUAGAUUAUUUAAGUCGUAAAGCAUUAAGAAAACAAAUUCUUGAGAAGGCAAAAAAAACAAGCGUUUGUCCAUCAUGUGGCGAACAAAAUGGAACUGUGAAGAAAGCAGGUUUAUUAAAAAUUGUUCAUGAAAAAUUUAAGGGCAAAAAAAGUACUGAUUUAGUUUUACAGGAGAAAUUGGCCGAAUAUCGAAAUGCCGUGGAAGAUAAUAAAGAAUUGGAAAGUAUUUUACAAAGUGGACUCGUCAAUGUUUUAAAUCCGUUGGAGGUACAAAAUUUAUUUGAACGCAUUCCAGAGAAUGAUGUACCACUUUUGUUAAUGAAUUCAAAUUGUGCACAUCCAAAAGAUUUGAUAUUAACGCGAAUUCCAGUACCACCGAUUUGCAUUCGACCUGGCGUUGAAUCUGAUUUAAAAGCAGGAACAAAUGAAGAUAAUUUAACAAUGAAAUUAAGUGAAAUUGUUUUUAUUAAUGAUAUUAUACAAAAACAUCGUGUAAGUGGAUCGAGAGUACAAAUGUACAAUGAGGCAUGGGAAUUUUUACAAUUACAUUGUGCACUUUAUAUUAAUAGUGAAGUCUCGGGAAUACCUCUUAAUAUGCAACCGAAAAAAUCAGGAAGAGGUCUUGUUCAACGUUUAAAGGGUAAACAGGGACGUUUUCGUGGUAAUUUGUCGGGUAAAAGAGUUGAUUUUUCAAGUAGAACUGUCAUUUCACCGGAUCCAAAUCUUCGAAUUGAUCAAGUUGGAGUUCCGGUACAUGUGGCAAAAAUUCUUACAUAUCCGGUAAGAGUAAAUAAAGCGAACAUUGAAUUAAUGCGAAAAUUAAUUCAAAAUGGUCCCGAUAUUCAUCCUGGUGCGAAUUUUAUUCAAAAUACAAAAUCAAAGCAAAAACGAUAUUUAAAAUUUGUUAAUAAACAAAAAGUUGCACAAGAUUUACAGUACGGUGAUAUAAUUGAAAGACAUUUAUGUGACGAUGAUGUUGUUCUAUUUAAUCGUCAACCGUCUUUACAUAAACUUUCAAUAAUGGCCCACAAAGCAAAAGUAAUGGAACAUCGUACAUUUAGAUUCAAUGAAUGUGUUUGUACGCCCUAUAAUGCUGAUUUUGAUGGCGAUGAAAUGAAUUUACAUUUGCCACAAACUGAAGAAGCAAGAGCCGAAGCUUUAGUUUUAAUGGGGAAUAAAUCAAAUUUGGUGACACCACGAAAUGGAGAAUUAAUAAUUGCAGCGACACAGGAUUUUAUAACUGGUGGUUAUUUGUUAACGCAAAAGGAUACAUUCUUAACUAAAACACAAGCAUUUCAAUUGGCUGGUUCUUUAGUGUCGGGUGUUGAUUCAAAUUUAGAAAUUGAUUUACCACGACCGGCAAUUAUUAAACCUUAUGAAAUGUGGACGGGAAAACAAAUUUUCAGUUUAAUUUUAAAACCAAAUCGCGCUACUACGAUUAAAGCGAAUCUUAAGGCAAAAGGAAAGGCAUACACUUGCAAUGAAGAAUUAUGCAUCAAUGAUUCGUACGUUAUAAUUCGUAACUCAGAACUUAUUGCUGGAUCAAUGGAUAAAACAACAAUGGGUUCUGGAUCGAAGCAAAAUAUUUUUUAUGUUUUGUUACGCGAUUGGGGUGAAGAUGCUGCGACAAUUGCAAUGUGGCGUUUAUCAAGAAUGACGAGUCUUUAUUUAAUGAAUAGAGGUUUUUCAAUUGGAAUCGGUGACGUUACACCUGGUCAGGGUUUAUUGAAGGCAAAACAUGAACUUCUACAAGCUGGUUAUUCGAAAUGUACGGAAUAUAUUCAUCAAAUGGAUGAAGGACGUUUAUCGUGUCAACCAGGUUGUUCCGAAGAGGAAACACUCGAGGCAAUGAUAUUGAAGGAACUUUCAGUUAUUCGUGAUCAUGCCGGUAAAGCGUGUUUAAAAGAACUUCAUCCCAGUAAUAGUCCACUUAUUAUGGCAUUGUCUGGCUCAAAAGGAAGUUUUAUCAAUAUAUCACAAAUGAUAGCAUGUGUGGGACAACAGGCUAUUAGUGGUAAACGUGUACCCGAUGGAUUUGAAGAUCGUGCAUUGCCUCAUUUUGAGAAAUUUUCUAAAAUACCAGCAGCAAAAGGAUUUGUGCAAAAUUCCUUUUAUUCAGGAUUAACACCGCCGGAAUUUUUCUUUCAUACAAUGGGCGGUAGAGAAGGUCUUGUUGAUACAGCGGUGAAAACUGCUGAAACUGGUUACAUGCAAAGAAGAUUGGUGAAAAGUUUAGAGGACUUAUGUUUACAAUAUGAUUUAACUGUGAGAAAUUCCGUUGGCGAUAUUGUUCAAUUUAAAUACGGUGCCGAUGGUCUCGAUCCUACUUACAUGGAAGGUAAAGAUUGUCCGGUUGAUUAUAAACGUGUUCUUGAUCAUGUGAGAGCAAUGUCAUCCUAUAGAGAUGAAACACCGCUUGAACCAAUGAAAAUUAAAAAAGCAGCUGAGGAAUUGCUCAAGACGGAGGAAUAUUUAUGUCUUAGUGAUGAAUUUAAAGAAGAGUUGAAGGAUUUCAUGACCUCAGUGGCAAAGAAAGUUGGUAAAAUACGAACGAAUAUGACAACGAAAAUACCAGUGAAAUUGGAACUUGAACGUUUGACACUAUCGCAAUUAGUUGAAUUUAUUCAUACGUGUAAGGAAAAAUAUAUGCGAGCAACAGUUGAACCAGGAACGGCUGUUGGAGCAUUAGCGGCGCAAAGUAUUGGUGAACCAGGAACGCAAAUGACGUUAAAAACUUUUCAUUUUGCUGGCGUUGCUUCAAUGAAUAUUACACAGGGUGUACCGCGAAUAAAGGAAAUUAUAAAUGCUAAUCCAAAAAUCAGUACACCUAUUAUUACUGUAGCUUUGGAAAUUGACACGGAUCCGGAAUUUGCAAGAAGAGUAAAGGGAAGAAUCGAGAAAACAACAUUGGGAGAAGUUUGUGAAUAUAUUGAAGAAGUCUAUCUUCCGGAUGAUUGUUUUCUUUUAAUAAAACUCGAUACGGAUAGAAUUAAUUUAUUAAAACUUGAAGUGGACGCUGAAUCAAUUCGAUAUUCGAUUUGCACCUCGAAAUUGAAAAUCAAUCCUAAAUUAGUUAAUGUUCAGGGAGAUUCGAUAAUUACAGUGAAUCCAACAAAACAAAAACAAAGUCUUAGUGUUGCUCUAACGAAUCUUAAAGAACAAUUAGGCAACGUUGUUAUAAAGGGACUUGCAUCGGUGAAUAGAGCUGUAAUUCACAAUGAUGAUUCGAGUGGACAGACAAAAUAUAAAUUAUUUGUUGAAGGCGAUAACAUGCGAGAAGUAAUGGCAACGCCCGGUGUUCUUGGGAAAAAAACAACUUCAAAUAAUACCAUUGAAGUUUUUCGAACAUUGGGAAUUGAAGCUGCGAGAGCGACAAUUAUGAAUGAAAUUAAAUUAGUGAUGGAAAAUCAUGGUAUGAGUAUUGAUAGACGUCAUCCUAUGUUAGUUGCCGAUUUAAUGACAAGCCGAGGUGAAGUUCUUGGAAUAACAAGACAAGGUUUAGCAAAAAUGAAGGAAUCAGUUUUAAAUUUGGCUUCGUUUGAAAAAACAGCUGAUCAUUUAUUUGACGCAGCUUAUUAUGGACAGAAAGAUACAAUUUGCGGUGUUUCAGAAUCAAUUAUCAUGGGAAUUCAAGUUCCGGUUGGAACUGGAAUUUUUAAACUUCUUCACAAAGCUAACAAGGACGAACCACAGAAACGAAGUUUAAUUUUCGAUGAUCCUCAAUUUCACGAUAGAAAAUGUUAAAUUGAAUAUUUUUUUAAAUUUUUAAUUUAAAAAAAUGUGUACUGUACAAAAUUUGAUUUUAAUUUAGAAAUUUUUAAGAUAGGUAAAUAAAAUUUUGUAUAAAUUAGAAAAUAAAUAUAUAUGAAAUUUAAAAUUAUAA